Molecule: messenger RNA, 2779 nt
Organism: Cucurbita maxima (winter squash)
Lineage: Eukaryota; Viridiplantae; Streptophyta; Magnoliopsida; Cucurbitales; Cucurbitaceae
Product: putative respiratory burst oxidase homolog protein H
Exons: 13
Coding region: 188-2674 (828 amino acids)
Cellular component (GO): plasma membrane
Molecular function (GO): peroxidase activity; calcium ion binding; NAD(P)H oxidase H2O2-forming activity
Source: RefSeq, a predicted model, not a curated record
CCGGGCAGUCGAGUCUUUGUUACUCUUAGUCAACCACCACUUUCAGGUUGGCCAUCAUCUUCCCCACCUUCCUUCGAACACUCUGUUCAUCCUUCAAAUCAUCAGAACCACACAAUAGAGCUUCAAAUCCGAACUCUGCAACUCAUUUCUCCAUUGUUUUUCUUGGUGUGUUUGAAGUAAAAAGCUGAUGGAGUUCUCAGAUGAAAAGAAGGUGAAAGAAAAUCCAGCAGAGUGCCUACUGGAGAGCAUUGAAAUCGAUCACAUGGUGGCCGACGAGAAAACCUCUGAACUAAGAGAUUUAAACCAAUCGUACUGGAAGCAGAGCAACUGCAAUGGCGAUAUGAAGAAGACUGCCGUCGAUACUUCUCAGUCGUUCGUCGGAAUGAGAAGACGACGGAAGGGGUUUAACAUGUUGAGGUUUCUGGAAGGUUCCAUAGCCGGAAAAGAAGAGGAAGCAUGGAAAACAACAGAGAAGCGUUUUCGUCAACUAGCGCCUGAUGGAAAACUUUCUAGAGACAAAUUUGGAGCCUGCAUUGGGAUGAAAAAAGACACGACGGAUUUUGCUGGGGAACUGUAUGAUGUAUUGGCAAGGAGACGAGAGAUAAUGGCAGCGAAAGGGAUUACGCUGCAAGAAUUGAGAGCGUUUUGGGAUGAUUUGACAAAAGAAGACCUAGAUUCUCGGCUUCGGAUAUUCUUUGAUUUGUGUGACAAAAAUGGCGACGGGAAGAUCUCAAGGGAAGAGGUGAAGACGGUAUUGGAAUGGAGCGCUUCUGCAAACAAAUUGAACAAUCUUGAGAAAGAAUCUGAAACGUUCGUAUCUCUGAUCAUGGAGGAGCUUGAUCCAGACCGCAAUGGGUUUAUUGAGAUUGAGCAUAUGGAAAUUCUAGUGAGAGGAAUGUGGAGCUCUGAAGAAGAAAAACGAUUGCAGAAACAAUAUUCUAAACUUCCGGCGUCCCCGAUUCUAGGAAUCUGCAAUACUCCAGCAUUUCUGAAGGAAACAGAAGAAGUUAUUAUGACGAACUGGAAAAGAAUCUGGGUUUUGACACUGUGGAUAGCAAUAAAUUUGGGACUAUUUGUUUGGAAAUUCAUGGAGUACAGAGAGAAGGGGGCGUUUAAAGUGAUGGGUUAUUGUGUUUGUGUCGCAAAGGGAGCAGCUGAGACUCUCAAAUUCAAUAUGGCUCUCAUUCUGUUUCUUGUUUGUAGAGGCACAUUAACCAAACUUAGAUCCACCUUUCUCAGCUCCAUAUUCCCUUUUGAUGAUAAUAUCAAUUUCCACAUGCUGGUUGCUGUAGCCAUUUCGGUAGGCACUUUUCUUCAUGCCACAAUGCAUUUGACAUGUGAUUUUCCCAGAUUGACUUCAUGCUCAAACAACAAGUUCAUGGCAAUUCUUGGGCCAAAUUUUGACUUCAAGCAGCCAAGUUACCCUGACUUGGUUGCAAGUGUUCCUGGUGUUACUGGAAUCCUCAUGAUCAUUAUAAUGUCCUUUUGCUUCACAUUGGCAACUCCUUUAUUCAGGAAGCAUAAAGACAAGUUACCUCCGCUGCUUCAAAAUUUGGCAGGCUUCAAUGCCUUCUGGUUUGCACAUCAUUUGCUUGUUCUGUGCUAUGUCCUACUGAUUCUUCAUGGCUACUUCAUAUUCCUGGCUCAGGACUGGUACAAGAGGACGACAUGGAUGUACAUUGCAGUUCCAGUACUUAUAUAUGUGAUUGAGAGACUUGUUAUAAAGUUCUACGAAUUUUACCAUCAAGUCAAUGUGAUGAAGGGAAUAGUAUAUAAAGGAAACGUUCUAGCUCUGUACUUGACGAAACCUCCAGGAUUUGUGUACAAAAGUGGAACGUAUCUGUUUAUUAAGUGCCCUGAUAUAUCAAAUUUUGAAUGGCAUCCAUUCUCUAUCACUUCUGCACCCAGCGAUGACUAUUUAAGUGUCCAUAUACGUGCAUUAGGAGAUUGGACAGAAGCGCUCAGAAACAAAUUUAAAGAGGUCUGUGAACCUGAAACUAAAAAGAGGAAGGGGGGAAUUGCUAGACUGGAAACCAAAACGUAUUUGGAUUACGUUCCUUCGGAAUCAAGUAAGAAAUAUCCCCAGAUAUUCAUCAAAGGACCAUAUGGAGCCCCUGCACAGAGCUACGAGAAGUAUGACAUUCUCUUGCUCAUAGGCCUUGGGAUUGGGGCUACUCCAAUGAUCAGCAUUUUGAAAGAUUUACUAAACCACAUCAAACAAAGUGACUCCCACACUAACGAUGCCCCAAAGGUCCCAAAAAGAGCAUAUUUCUAUUGGGUGACAAAGGAACAGGCAUCAUUUGAUUGGUUUAAAGGUGUCAUGGAUGAUGUUGCCGAGUACGAUCACGAUAAAAUAAUAGAAAUGCACAACCACUUAAGUUGUAUGCACGAGGAAGGAGACGCCCGAUCCGUGCUCAUCACCAUGCUUCAACAAAUUCAGAAAUCUAGAGGGGAAGAAGUGGACGUUGUCUCUGGUAGCCGGAUAAGGACUCAUUUUGCGAGACCGAACUGGGAGAAAGUUUUCGAAGAGUUGGCAUCUAGACACAAAGGCUCUCAAAUAGGUGUGUUUUACUGUGGACCAUACACUCUCGUCAAGGAAUUGCGGGGUCACUGCCAAAAUUUCAGCGACAGCUCAAGAUCAACAAGGUUUCGUUUCCACAAGGAGAAUUUUUAGCAACCUUUCCCCACCAAACACUUCAAAAAGAAGUUGUAAAAUGGAAGCCAUCAUCUUAAGUGAUUUUGAAAUUUCUUGUCUUAAUAAUUAUCCUUUUACUUAUUA